Molecule: messenger RNA, 1688 nt
Organism: Lingula anatina
Lineage: Eukaryota; Metazoa; Brachiopoda; Lingulata; Lingulida; Lingulidae
Product: ADP-ribosylation factor 1
Molecular function (GO): GTPase activity; GTP binding
Source: RefSeq, a predicted model, not a curated record
AUUUGCGCAAUGUUUUGACCCCAAUUGCGGGACAUUGACGUGGCAUGUAAAACGAAGGAACUUCCACGUCCGCCAUUUUACGUUGUAACUGAUUGACCGACCCAUCAAAUACCAUAGUCGAGAGACACAGUUAACCAGCCACUAUGGGGAAUCUAUUCACUAACCUUUUCAAAGGUUUAUUUGGUAAAAAAGAAAUGAGAAUCUUGAUGGUUGGGCUUGAUGCUGCAGGAAAGACAACUAUAUUGUACAAACUGAAGCUCGGAGAAAUCGUUACAACCAUUCCAACAAUAGGUUUCAAUGUAGAAACAGUAGAAUACAAAAACAUAAGCUUUACAGUGUGGGAUGUUGGUGGUCAGGACAAGAUCAGACCACUGUGGAGACAUUAUUUCCAGAACACACAAGGUUUAAUCUUUGUCGUAGACAGCAAUGAUCGAGAAAGAGUAGGUGAAGCUCGAGAAGAGCUUAAUAGAAUGCUGGCAGAAGAUGAGCUGAGGGAUGCUGUGCUGCUAGUAUUUGCCAACAAACAGGAUUUACCCAAUGCAAUGAAUGCAGCAGAAAUAACAGACAAGCUUGGACUCCAUUCCAUGAGAAAUCGUAAGUGGUACAUACAGGCCACAUGUGCUACCAGCGGAGACGGGCUUUACGAGGGACUGGACUGGCUAUCCACUGAACUUAAAAACCAAAAACUGGCCACAAUGUCGUCUGUAUUAGAUAACCUUUUCAAGGAUUUAUUUGAAAACGAGGAAGUGAAAAUCUUGAUGGUUGGGCUUGGCGCUGCAGGAAAGACCACUACAUUGCACAAACUGCAGCUUCGGGAGAUUGUCACAACCACUCCAACAGCAGGUUUCAAUAUAGAAACAGUAGAAUACAAAAACAUAAGCUUUACAGUGUGGGAUGUUGGUGGUCAGGACAAGAUCAGACAUCUGUGGAGACAAUAUUUCCAGAACAUGAAGGGUAUAAUCUUUGUUGUAGACAGCAAUGAUAGAGAAAGGGUAGGUGAAGCCCGAGAUGAGCUCAAUAGAAUGCUGGCAGAAGAUGAACUGAGGGAUGCUGUGCUGCUAGUGUUUGCUAACAAACAGGAUUUACCAAAUGCAAUGAAUGCUGCUGAAGUAACAGAAAAACUUGGACUGUACAAUAUCAGAAAUCGUGUUUGGUACAUCCAAGCAACAUGUGCUAUCAGCGGAGAUGGGCUUUACGAAGGAUUGGACUGGUUAUCAAAUGAGCUUAAAAAGAAAAUAUAAAUAUUUGAAAUGACAGACAUUUUGCCAUUCAGUAAAACAAUUAUCGUCAUUGUGACUUUGAAGGAGAACUUUGUACAUUUAGGUGACAUUACAGCACAUAAUUGAAAUAUCUUCUUUAAUGGCGGGUGUUUCCUAAGUUCUUUUGAGCAGUGCAUAUCCUAAAAUAUUUGCUGAAUAUAUGUAUCGAAAUGUAAAUCCAUUGGACUUUGCUAAAAACUACAUUUAUUUUGUCAAUAUUUAAAGGUGAUCAUAAGAGUUAUGCCAGUUUCUUUUCAGUCAGAUUUCUUGUGGCACUAUAUUCCUUUGAUUUGAUAAUUACAGUAUGAAUAUCAAUACACAAACUUCUAAUGAUGAAAUGCCGCUCUGGUUUUUAUCGUUUCAAUAAAACUUGUCGAGUCAUCAAUAUUAUUUUGAUUUGAACGUAUGGAAAAUCCUUGUAUUGAUUUA